AACUUCGUGGUUAUACACUUCCAAACGUCCAAAAGAAAUUCCGGUGAAAAAGUGAUAUUUGAAAAUUAGCAUAAGUAUGGGGAAACUCUUGCUCAAGCUAAUUUUCGCAUUGGCAAUAUGCUCAAUCACGGGCAAAGCUGCCGCUGAUGAGUGGUGGGAACAGGGCCACUUUUAUCAAAUCUAUCCUCGCAGUUUUAAAGACAGUAAUGAUGAUGGAGUGGGCGACUUAUCGGGAAUUUCAAGUAAAUUACCAUUUUUAAAAAGUAUCGGCGUCACUGGCGUUUGGCUUUCACCAAUUUUCAAAAGUCCGAUGAAAGACUUUGGUUAUGAUAUCGAAGAUUUCACACAAAUUGAUCCAAUAUUCGGAACGAUGGAGGAUUUUGAAAAAUUACUUGCGCACGCUAACGAAUUAGAUAUCAAAAUACUUCUUGAUUUUGUGCCAAAUCACAGUUCCGAUAAACACAAAUGGUUCAAGGCAUCAGCCGACCCAAAUAAUCCAGACCAUAAUAAAUACAAGGAUUAUUAUGUGUGGAAUGAAGGAAAAUUAUUGGAGAAUGGUACAAGAGUUCCACCGAGUAAUUGGAUCAGUAUUUUCCGUGGAAGUGCAUGGACAUGGGUCGAAAGCCGAAAGGCAUACUAUUUGCAUCAAUUCUUGGCCGAACAACCGGACUUGAACUAUCGGAACGAAGCACUCGUCAAUGAAAUGAAAGAAAUUUUACGAUACUGGUUGAGAAAGGGUGUUUCUGGUUACAGAUGCGACGCCGUUCCAUUUUUAUUUGAAGUUAAGGAAAAUGCGGAUGGACUGUUUGAUGAUGAAGAUUUAAGCGGAGAAUGUGAAAAUGAUCCAGAGGCUUCGUGUUAUUUGAAUCACACAAAAACGCAAGAUUUAGAUGAGACCUUUGAUAUGAUUUACCAAUGGCGUAGAGUCGUCGACGAGCCAGAGUUUUCGAAUUUUCCGCGAAUGUUAAUGACCGAAGCCUAUACAUCUUUUGAAAAUAACUUGAGAUACUACGGACGUGUCGAUGAAAGUGGGAAAAUCGUUGAAUACGGUUCUCACGUGCCAUUCAACUUUGACUUAAUUUCAAGAACCAAUCGAGAUACAAAAGCUGACGUGUAUAAGGAGAAAAUUGAAGCAUGGCUCAAUGGCAUGCCAAAAGCGGAAAAGAUUCAUGCGAACUGGCUCUUGGGAAAUCACGAUAAUAAACGAACGGCAUCGAGAUACAAUCCAUCUCGAACUGAUCUCAUCAACAUCUUGUUGAAAACAUUGCCAGGACUCACUGUCACAUAUUACGGCGAAGAGAUCGGAAUGACAGACGUAUUUAUUUCAUGGGAAGACACUCAAGAUCCACAAGCAUGUCGUACGGAUCCACAGGUAUUCGAUCAAUAUUCACGUGAUCCGGCACGAACGCCCAUGCAAUGGGACGGUUCGAAGAAUGCUGGUUUCAGCGAGGCGGCUUCAACAUGGCUUCCAGUUGCCAAAAAUUUUACGGACUGCAACGUUAAAUUGCAAGAGUCUCUAGAAAAAAGCCAUUUAUCGGUUAUGCGUAAAUUGAUGAAAUUGCGUCAACAUCCAACAUUCAAGUAUGGUGGAUUACAAAUUAGUGCCGUUGAUGACGAUGUUCUUGUGUAUAAACGAGAACAAGAACAAUCGAACGAUGACAUUUUCAUCGUUGCUUUGAAUCUAGGCAAGACAGACAAAGUUAUUGAUUUAAAUAUCAAUUUAGAUGGAGUUCCAUCGCAAUUGAGUGUUCUUGUUGCUUCCAUACAAUCAAGUCGACCAACUGAAGGUGAUGUUAUCAGCAGCAAAGAAGUCGUGUUGCCGCCUGAAGUUGGGGUCGUACUCUUUGGACGCAAUUGAUGGCAUUUGCAAAAAAAAAAUGUUCUGAAGUUGAAAAAGUAAUAAUUUGACUUCUUUGAAAAUGCAAAAGAUUUUUGUUGGGUCAAACGACGAAUAAAGAGACAUUAUUAAUACAAA
Messenger RNA from Contarinia nasturtii (swede midge), 1975 nucleotides. Its product is annotated as maltase A1-like. The transcript has 7 exons. NCBI's taxonomy places the organism in Eukaryota, Metazoa, Arthropoda, Insecta, Diptera, Cecidomyiidae. The record is from RefSeq and is a predicted model, not a curated record. Gene Ontology annotation, biological process: carbohydrate metabolic process. The coding region runs from base 77 to 1858 and encodes 593 amino acids.